Molecule: messenger RNA, 11504 nt
Organism: Diabrotica virgifera virgifera (western corn rootworm)
Lineage: Eukaryota; Metazoa; Arthropoda; Insecta; Coleoptera; Chrysomelidae
Product: fibroblast growth factor receptor homolog 1
Exons: 12
Coding region: 345-2636 (763 amino acids)
Biological process (GO): protein phosphorylation; fibroblast growth factor receptor signaling pathway; positive regulation of cell population proliferation
Cellular component (GO): membrane; signaling receptor complex
Molecular function (GO): fibroblast growth factor receptor activity; ATP binding
Source: RefSeq, a predicted model, not a curated record
UAGCAGUAGAGUCGGCCGCCUUAGUAGAAAAUAGAUUUCCUAAAUAAGUCGUCGAGAAGCCAUCUCAGUCCGUAAGUCGUAAGUCAGUUACAUUGUAGUUGUGGGUUCGCGUAGAUGUUAGAGAAUAAAACUUUUAUGAAGUGGCUGUAUAAUAAUAAAGUUUGAAUAGUCGUGAUUCCGAAAACCCGCAUCAACUAUAUCAGGGAUUUAUUUCGUAUUAUUGUUCCAUUAAACCACCCGUAAUCGUAGGAUUUGUGGAUUUAAACUCAAGUGCACGCAGUUAUCUUCAGACUAAAAAUGCCUUUCUUGGUUUUUUACUGAUGGAAUCUGGUGGGGCAUAAAUCAUGGAGGUUCAGAUCUGGUAUUUGGUGGUUUUAACGCUGUAUAUUACUAAAGAAUUUGAAGUAUGUGCGGUAACUUUUUCAGGUGAUGAUGAGGACGUUGACGUCCUUCAAAAUGUCACCGUAAUAAGCCCCAACACAACAGUACUUGUGUGUCCAACAAACGAGGGCCAAAUAACUUGGAAAUAUUUAAAUAAUAGCGAUGGACCGGAAACAAAUAUAGAGAGUGACUCUCCCUCUUCGUUUACAUUAAUACCGAAAGAACAUGGCAGUGGCAUAUAUGAAUGUUUGGCGAAUAAUUCUUUUUUGAUUAAAAAGUUUAACGUUACUGUGUUAGAAGCGCCAUAUUUUACACGAAAAAACCAAAUGACGAAGCUAUUAGUGAAGCCUGCCGGAAACAUGGUGAGGCUCACUUGUAGAGCUGAGGGAAAUCCCAAGCCGAAUAUCACGUGGUAUCGAGAUGACAAAUCUCCCCCUACAAGGAAAUUAGGAGAUAUCAAAAUCAACCACUUCUCGUUAACAUUGGAAGAUUUGGUUCCUAAUGAUAAAGGAAAUUAUACCUGUUUAGUGUGUAACAUCAUUGGAUGUAUCAAUUUUACUUUUGCCGUGGAUGUAGUAGAGCGAUACCCCUCAAAACCGUACAUUAAAGAUGGAUAUCCUCAAAAUCAAACGGUUUUAGCUUACACCAAUAUAACCCUAGAAUGCCCACAAAUCAUUGUGGAUUUGGAACCCUACAUUCAAUGGUUUAAGUUAAAUGACACUGAAAUCACUGAGGAUGACUUAAGUAAUUUGAAUUGGAUACAGUUAGAACAGAAGAGUGAUGAUGGUAGGGGAAACCCGGAAGCGUAUGAGAUAUUGAAUGUAACUCAUCAAGAUGAAGGAUGGUAUGCCUGCUUUGCGUCUAACAGUCUCGGCACAACAGUGUCUAGAGCUUACAUUACCGUAGUCGAUGAACAACCAGAUGUACAGACGGAACACCAGGAGAUACCUAGAACUAAUGUAGGGUUAAUCAUUGCUAUAAUUGGAACUGUGGGGAUAAUUGUCAUCUUUAUCAUAUCAUUCAUAUGUAUUCAUUUCCGUCAAAAAAUAAAACGUGAAAAGAGGGAGAAAAUGAUAGCUGUAGAAACAGCCCGGGCUGCCAUUGUUACUCAGUGGACCAAAAAAGUUAUUAUUGAAAAAAUCAGUAACUCCUCUGAAAACAUAGCAGAACCGUUGCUUAUGCCAGUGGUUAAAAUCGAAAAACAAAAACUUCAAGUUAACAACAAUGAUGAUGGCAAAGUUUCUGAAUACGAAUUGCCCAUGGAUUCUGAUUGGGAAAUACGUAGGGAAAAUUUGUUAUUGGGCAAAAAUCUUGGAGAAGGGGCUUUUGGUAGAGUUGUAAAAGCUGAGGCCAGUAAUAUUGUCAAACCAGGAAACUCAGUUAUUGUAGCAGUUAAAAUGUUAAAAGAGGGUCACACAGACAACGAAAUGAUGGACUUGGUAUCAGAAAUGGAGAUGAUGAAGAUGAUUGGAAGGCAUAUAAACAUCAUAAAUCUUUUGGGAUGUUGCACGCAAGGUGGUCCAUUGUAUGUAAUAGUAGAAUAUGCUCCACAUGGGAACUUACGAGACUUUUUACGACAGCAUAGACCUUCAUCUGGCUAUGAACUAGCUGUCGGAGAGAAAAAAGAGAAAAAGACCUUAACGCAAAAAGAUUUAGUGUCCUUUGCUUACCAAGUUGCAAGAGGUAUGGAGUAUCUCGCUUCUAGAAGGUGUAUUCACAGAGAUUUGGCUGCUAGAAAUGUACUAGUCAGUGACGACUAUAUCCUAAAAAUAGCCGAUUUUGGUCUGGCUAGAGAUAUUCACUGCAGUGACUAUUAUAGAAAGACGACAGAUGGAAGGUUACCAGUUAAAUGGAUGGCUCCAGAAGCACUAUUUCAUCGAAUGUAUACCACACAGUCAGAUGUUUGGUCUUAUGGAAUUCUGCUUUGGGAAAUCAUGACAUUGGGAGGUACACCAUAUCCUUCGGUACCAAGUGUUGAAAAACUCUUCCAGUUGUUACGGAAUGGUCAUCGAAUGGAGAAACCUCCCUGUUGUUCUCUAGAAAUAUACAUGCUGAUGCGAGAAUGUUGGAGUUACCAACCAAACGAACGACCGAUAUUUUCAGAACUAGUGGAAGACUUAGAUAGAAUAUUAACAAUUACAGCGAACGAAGAAUAUCUUGAUUUAGGUCUUCCUCAACUAGAUACUCCUCCUUCGAGUCAAGAGUCAAGUUGCGAUGAGGAAUUUCCAGUUUCUCUUACACAACAUUUGUCCUAGUCAAUAAUGUUAAGUAUAUAUUUCUGUAAUUAUAGCCUGAGUUCUGGUCAUUUCUUAAUGGUUAAAUUAACUGAUCUAAAUGGUUCCGUGACAUCUCGUCACGCGACAGUUCGUAACUCCACAAGAAGUAACGCAUAAUCCGUAACGCUGUCAAUUUGUAACGGCAACACCUCGUAAAAUCGACAGUUCGUAACUAUAUCUAUUCGUAACGGCAUAAUUCGUAACGCCAACACUUAUUUUUUUUAUUUUUCGUCCUGAAUUAUUAUUUUAAAGUGAUAUAGCUACUGUUACAGGUAGAUUAUAUUCAGUUUAAGACACAAUUUUUAAAACAUAUUUCUCCAUGAAAUAUAAAAUGUGUUAAAAAUGUUUAUCCUGAUGCUCUUUCGUUAAAUUGAUAAAUGUAAUUUCAAUUAAAGCUGUAAUAUUAAUUGGUUUCCAGCAAAAAUAAACAGAAUAAUUAAAUUUUGACGUUAAGAAUGAAUUAUACCGUUAGGAAUAGUUACGAACUGUCGAUGUUACGAGAUAUCUUAGCACCAAUCUUAACACCGCGUUAAUAUCGAAUUUUGAGAUUAAUUGAGGUAUAAUCAACAUUUUCAUCUUUAUAAGAAGCUUCUUAGGGAAUGUAACAAAAUAGACUGGUGGGGGACAGUAGACGAUUAUCGGUACAACAUGAAUCUGCUAUACAAUUUUCGUAAUCGCCACGGAGUAAUAAAAUUGUAGAAGCGGGCAGUGUCAGGUGUGGGUGCCCAUAUUUUUGCUUACAGGGUACACAAAAUAGACAUUUAAAAAUAUUUGUUACGAGUAGGUAAUGAUAUUUCGGUAUCUACUUUACAUGUUGUUUCAGUUGUUUGUUGUAAAUCUAUAAAAGUGACUAUUACACUUAUUGCAUUAGGAAUAAAUUAGCUCAUAAACUUGCGCUGAUGAGCAACAAGGUUUCUUUAUAGGAAGGUCGUAUACAGAGCCAAUAUUCGUCAUAAGACAGAUUACAGAGAAAGCAUUAGAAUGCAAUAGACUCGCAUUUCUAUGUUUGAUUGACUUGAAGAAGGCAUUUGACAGAGUAAGAUGUAAUACAUCUCUUGCAUAAUAAAGAGAUGUAUCUGGAUAUUAUAACAGCAACUGAAAAGGUCUGUCAAAAUCAUAACAUAGAAGUCAAAAUUGAUGGGCAACUUACAGAAUGUAUAUAUACAGACAGAGAGAUUGACUAAGCCCUGUGCUAUUCAACCUGACGAUCUCAAUCCAGUAAACUGGAAGAUGUAAGAAGUAAACUGGAAAUCGAUGGAGUUGGCAUUGAACAAGUAAUUGAAAUAAAGUAUCUACACUAUCCAGCUGAAAAGAAAUAAAAGAUCAAGUACAAAGAGAUAAUAGAUUAGCAGGAUGCCUUAAUAAUGCCCUAUACGGCGUAACCGACACUAUAAGUGUGAUAUGAAAUCAAGAAUCUGUAAGUCCAGUAUAAGAACCAUACAGUCAGAAAAAUGAAAGAAUACCCAUGGACAAACAUAUAAAACACGCUGUAUUUCCCUGUCACCGUGUAACAAAGAAAAUUGCCCAGCGCAAGUACAUGUAAUAAUAAUUAUUACAUGUACUUGCGCUAGCCAAUUUUUUGUGUGACACGGUGACAGGAAAAUACAGCGUGUUUUAUAUGUUCGUUCAUGGGUAUUCUUUCAUUUUUCCUACUGUAAUGACGAUGAAGUGCGCAUCAGAAACAAGACCCUACACAGCUUAGAGACAUGUUAACAACAUUAUAUCUGUGCCAUUACAUCCCUAAGGAAGAUGCUUAUAAUGUAAUGAAACAUUAAAUCGAUCUCAUAAAUACGUCACUUAAUAAGUUAUAUUGUUAUAGUGAUGAAUGUUUCGUGUAUCCGAUGUAGGAUUUAUACAGAUUUUAAAAAAAAUCUUCAAAACUGGUGACUAUAAAAACUACUUCUGAGAAACACUAAAAUACUCUUUGCGGUAAAGUUAUGACCAAAACUUAUUAUUUCUUAAUAACGAUUUGUGAUUUUAUUGAAUAUUUGUAAUUUGAUCAAUAUUGAAUAUUUGUAAUGCAUCAAAAUAUUAUCAGUAUUAAUUAUUCUACAUCGAAUACUCCUAGAAAGCCAUAUACCUUAAAACAGUUAUCAGAUUUUAAUCCUAGAAUUCAGUAUCAAUUAUUUAUGGAUCCUUUAUAAUGUGUCAAUUAAAAAAAAACUAUUUUGUGGAAUUUAUUGUGUGACUUUUAUGGUACAUAAGCUUCUACAUUUUCUUGGCUUAAUAAAUAUUCUCUGAAAAUAUGAAAAAAAAACAGAAUGAGAAAAAAAAGGGAUUUAACACGUUCUUCUAAAAAUCUGUUUUUUACAUACUGCGACCACGAUUUCUCAAAAUUGAUUGGACCGCUCUUUCUAAAAUUUUAACUAAGUAUUUGCUACACAUUUGAGUAUCGCAUGAACUAACAUAACGCUAUAAUUUCAAUUUUUUUUCUACCUUUUUCGGUUGUCAAACUGCCAAAAAUAGCAAAAAAUAUCGAAGUCAAUUCUUUAUAGAACUUGUUUUUUUUUUAGUUCAUACUAUAGUUACUAUACUAAAUUUACAAUCAAGAUGCAGUAGAAAUAAACAAACCAAAACACGUUAACUGCUACUAGGAGCACCCCCGAAUCAUAAUUAACAAUGUAUAAAUUUUGGAAAUCAUGAUUUGGGAUUUACAAUGUACAUACAUUGUAAAUUAUGAUUCAGCAGUGCUCCUAGUAGAACUUAACGUGUCUUGGUUUGUUUAUUUCUACUGCAUCUUGAUUGUAAAUUUAUUAUAGUAUACUACACAGAAAUCUUCGUGAAUCUUAUGUUUCAGAUAAUUUCUUGGAAUUGUUCCUUUCAGACAAUUUUGGGACAAUCCGCCAUUUUAAAUUUAUAAGAUGUUGAAAUAAAGUAAUUAAAUAAAAAAAAUUUUUUUGCACAUUUUAGGAUGCGUUUAUUAAGCCAAAAAAUUUAGAACCUUAUACAGGGUGUUUCAUUGGGAAACGGAAAUACUUUAGUGGUGAAUAGAGGUCACCGAGCCGGUUCAAGAUAUACUACAUUUUUUGCCCUACCGACUUUUAUAACCGAGUUACAGGUUGUUUUAUCGAUUUUGCCCAUUUCUUUCCUAAGCCAUAACUUUAGAACCACCCUGUAUAUUUUUUUGAUAUUUGGUACACAUAUGUCUCAUUCAAAACCGAAACGACCGACAUAUUAACCAUAAGAAAAAUCCAGGUCCGGAUUAACAAAAAAUUAUAAAGUAAUUGUAAUCUUAAAACAACACCCUGUAUAUUGAAAUUUUGAAAAUCUGUUUGCAUAUUUGAAAAGAGCAGAAAAAAGUAAGUUUAAUGGUUUGCUUCAAUUUUUCGGCCAGACAAUUUUAUGACUUUCAUUUUGAAAUUAUAUUGAAUUUUUUAAAAACUUUGACAUUAAAAAGCAGAUAUUAUUAACUUUUAGUUAUAAAUUAUUAAAUUUAAUGAAUAAAUACUCAUUUUAAAAUUAAAUAACACUUAUUUACCACAUUGGAACGACCCAAUUACUAAUGACAAGAAAAAUCCAGGUCCGGAUUAAGAAAAAAAUAUAAAGUAAUUGUGACCUUGAAACAACACCCUGUAUAUUGAAAUUUUGAAAAUUUGUUUGCGUAUUUUAAAAGAGCAUAAAAAACUGCGUUAAAAGGUGCAUGUCAAAUUUUUGCGCAGAUAAUUUAAUUACGGCAAUUUUGAACUCAUAUUGAUUAAUUCUGUCAACGUCACAAGAAGCUACCAGAAAAAUGAAGAACAAUCCCAAUAUACUUAGAAAAUCGAUUCGAAAUAUUUUAAAACGAGCAAGGAAAUGCAUCGAACAAAAUGGCGGACAUUUUGAGCAACUGUUAUAGUUCAAAUAUUUUUAAUUUAUGUUAAAUUGUUGAAUUGUAACGAAUUUUUGUUUUAUUAGAUAUAGCAGUUUUUUUAAUUCUUUACUAAAUCAUUAAAAUAUCCCAAUUCUCGCAUUUCUAAUUUUUAAUGAUGUGCAUACAGCUACAAAUCCAGAGAAUCUAUGAAGCCAGCGUAGUAAAUAAGUAUUAAGUAUUUUUAAAGUAAGUAUUGAUUCAUUAACAUUAAAUUAUUAUUAAAAGUUAACAAUACCUGGUUUUUAAUCUCAGAGUUCUUUAAAAUUUCAAUAUAAUUUCAAAAUUGAUGUAAUUAAAUCAACAUCGAAAAAAUUAAAAUAAGCCUUUAAUCACAGUUUUCAUGCUCUUUUAAAAUGUGCAGACAAAUUUUUAAAAUUUCAAUAUACAGGGUGUUGGUUCAAGGUCACAAUUACUUUGUAUUUUUUUCUUAAUUCGGACCUGGAUUUUUCUUGUCAUUAGUAAUUGGGUCGUUACAAUGUGGUAAAUAAGUAUUGAUUAUUUUUAAAAUGAGUAUUUAUUCAUUAACUUUAAUAAUUUAUAACUAAAAGUUAAUAAUAUCUGCUUUUUAAUGUCAAAGUUCUUAAAAAAUUCAAUAUAAUUUCAUAAUUAAAGUCAUAAAAUUGUCUGGCCGAAAAAUUGAAGCAAACCAUUAAACUUACUUUUUUGUGCUCUUUUCAAAUAUGCAAACAGAUUUUCAAAAUUUCAAUAUACAGGGUGUUGUUUUAAGGUCACAAUUACUUUAUAAUUUUUUGUUAAUCCGGACCUGGAUUUUUCUUAUGGUUAGUAUGUCGGUCGUUUGGGUUUUGAAUGAGACAUAUGUGUACCAAAUAUCAAAAAAAUAUACAGGGUGGUUCUAAAGUUAUGGCUGGGGAAAGAAAAGGGCAAAAUCGAUAAAACACCCUGUAACUCGGUUAUAAAAGUCGGUAGGGCAAAAAAUGUACUAUAUGUAGAACCGGCUCCUUGACCUCUAUUCACCAUGAAAGUUUUUCCGUUUCCCAAUUAAACACCCUGUCUACCAUAAAAAUCACAAUAAAUUCCAAAAUAAAUACUUUUUUUCGAAAUUGACACAUAAUAAAGCCCCCUUAAACAGUAGCUCAGAUUAUUACAUUUUUAUAUGGUCAUAUUUUUUAUAACAGUAGUGAUAUAGCAAUAAUCAACAUGAUAAUAUAAACAAUGGGCAUUAAUAAGUUAAUAGUAAAAAAUACAGGGUUUUUUCUUCAAUAUGUAUAAAUUAUACAGUGUCAAAACCACUUAUGGAAUAUAUAUAUACCUAGGUUCUUCUAUCAAAAAUAAAAAUAUACUCAAGAAGAUUCACCCGAGUCCAGCAUUGAUGGUAUUUUUCUCCUGUUCUCCCUUAAAGUGUCCACUUCGGGGGAGAUGCAGGUUAAGAGGCAGAUACUCCACCUCCUCCCAUCUCCACCCACGAACAACAGAGACAAGAAGAUUCAGCAGAGACAAGAAGGUCCAUCUGGUCCGUAUGGGCGGGUAAUGUUACUUACAAGGGGGUUAAGUGUGGUACCUCCAGAGGAACGCUACAGUCACUAUUACUACAGCGACCUCCAUCCACAGAACGUUGCCUGCAUUAGGAAUUGGAAAAGGUCAUCAUAGGUCAUCAGCAGUUGUGGUGUUUUGCCAAGCUAUAGACGUAUUUACCCUCUUCUCAGCCUUCCUGAAGUACCUCUACCCAUGUUUCCAACUGUUCCAUUAUUUUGUACCUGGAGACGCUCCCAGUACGUGCGUCAUACCCAGGGAAUAAAACCUGAUACGUUAUAGAUAAGUUUCUUAAUACACGACUUCAAAGAACUAUAAAUAUUGCGGAGAAUAUGGAUAAUAGGGGGUGAAAUUUGGAAAUUACUUAAAGUGUUCCUGUGUUGACAGUAGUUCUGCUAAAGUAACGUCAAAAAUAAUAUUCCAUAAUAGCUUUUCACACUGGAUAUAUAAUUAUAAGUAAUAGCUUCCGUAGAUACUUUAUGAAUAAUGUGUAUAUUUAUUUUGUGUCCUGAACAUCCUUCCUGAACUUUUUUCCCACCUGAACCCAUUUUUUUUAAUAUCCUUAAGGUAUCUGGCUAAGAAGACGAUAUCUUACUGUUGCCUAUUAGAAAUAUUAACUUUUGGCAAAAUGAAACACUAAUUAUGGCACUUUUAUUGACGUAUGACAUAUGUUUUAUGCAAAUCGUAGGUGCAAGACCAUUUCGCCGUCGACAUUGGUUCCUUUGGCGUCCCACUACAAUUGUUUUAAAGCAUGGUUAAAUUAUUGUAUUAUGUUCGCGAUAAGUUUGGAGUACUGAUAAUCUAUACGACUUUCCUCGGACGCUCUCAUUAUGCUGUUAAUUUAUAUCGUGUCGAAUGCUUUGCGAAAGUCUACGAAAGCCAGGACCAAUGUCCUUUUAUAUUCGAAAGAUUUUUCUAUAAUACCUUCUAUGCAGUGGAGAUGGUCGUUAAUGCGUUUUCCUAAUACCUGCCUCUUCCUUCAUCAACAUCAUCCUCCAGCCCUUUGCGUCCACUGCUGGACAUAGACCUCCCUAAUUUUUGUCCAUUGUGCUCUAUUUUGAGCACUUUGCAUCCAAUUUCUUGACAUUUUCUUGAGAUCGUCAGUCCAACGAGUAGGUGGUCUUCUUCUACUUCUUUUGUCUAAUCUCGGCCUUCACUCAAGUAAUCUCUUCGUCCACCUCCCAUCACUGAUUCGGGCGACGUGUCCGGCCCAGAUAUACUCAGCAUUGACCUUUCCAUUUUCCUCUGAGCUAUUUGCAGCAUUUUAGAAGUUGUAGCUGUCAAUCUCAAAGUUUCGGCACCAUAAGUCAUCACAGGCAACACACAUUGGUCAAAUGUUUUACGUUUUAAAGAAAUUGGUAUAUCGCUUUUAAAGAUAUCUUUGAGUUUUCCAUAGGCUACCCAUGCUAGGUUUAUUCUUCUUCGUAGUUCGCAUGUUUGGUUGUCUCUUGUGAUCUUUAUUUCGUGUCCAAGGUAUAUGUAAUUUUUCCACUAGCUCUACUUCGUUGUCUCCAAUAUUGAUAUUUCCGCUAGGUACUAGGUUUGUCAUGAAUUUUGUUUUGGAGAUGUUUAUUUUAAGACCUACACUGGCACACGCUAACUGAAGUUCAUGUAGCAUUGUACAUAUCUCCUUGAGGUUGUCAGAGAAUAAAACUAUGUCGUCUGCGAAUUUCAAAUUUGUUAAUCUUCUACCGUCAAUAUUCAGGCCUCGCUCUUCCCAGUUAAGUAUUUUACAAGCAUAUUCUAGUACUGCGGUAAACAGUUUAGGCGAUAAGGUAUCGCCCUGUCGGAUUCCUCUGCCGAUUGGGAUAUGGUCUGUGUUUUUAUGUAGUUUCACCGACAUAGUUGCGUUCUUAUAUGUAUUGUAAAUUAACCUUGUGUAUCGGUAGUCAAUGCGGCAUGCUUGUGGUGCUUCCAGAAUUUUGUGAAAUUCUACCGUGUCAAAGGCUUUAUGGAAAUCUACAAAAGCCAAAACGAGUGGUCGAUUAUAUUCGAUAGUCUUUUCUAUUACCGUUUUAAUGCUCUGUAAGUGAUCAUUUGUUCCAAAUCCGGUACGAAAUCCCGCUUGCUCCAUUAGCUGGUAGAAAUCAAGUUUUUUCUCAAGACGAUUCGUUAAUAUUCUUGUAAGGAGUUUGUAUAACUUGCCUCUUCCUUAGGUUGGUAAAAAUCUAAUUUUUUGUUCAGUUAUUAUUCUUGUGAAUAACUUGUAGAGGGGGUUUAACAGGCUUAUGGGUCGGUAAUUCUCGAGGUCUUUUGGAUCUCACUUUUUGUGAAAUAAAAUGGCAGGUGCACUGUGCCAUCUUGUAGGUAUUUUUAGUGCAGACAUAAGUUGAACGUUCCUUUAUAUUCUCUAAAAGUUCGUCUCCAUUAUUUGCAGCUUCUAUAACGAUAUUAUCUUCUUCCAGAGCUUUAUUUCUUUUCGUUUUGUUCAAUGCAUUCGUAAUUUCGUCUGUUAAUAUAGCAGGCAUCAAUUCCGGUUCUUGGAAUGCUGGUUAAUAGUAGUGCACACUAUUUCUAAUUCUAUUGUGCCGGACUCAUCGUGCUACCAGGUGGAGUGGGUAUUCCAUCUAAAGUGCUUAAUUAUCUGACGCCACAAAGUUAUACAGCAUGUUUAGUUAUAAAUUAGAUAUAUGUACAUAUUAUAAAUGGCAACACUGAGCGCCGUCGAGUACGAUACAGUCCCCUCUUCCCACGCUAAUGCAUCUGAUUCUCACCGAUUGUAACUCCGUCGCUCCGUCCUAUUCGUCAUUCGUCACAACGAUAGUGGAAUAAGCAAUGUUGCCGAUUUUAGCUCUUCCUUCAGUCGGCUAUAUCUAAUCGAAAACUUAACGUAUUGUAUAAAUGUGUAUUUACAGGCAUUUUGCCAACUGAUAAUUUUAAUGAUCUUAGGGAAAGCUAAAAUAACAGUAUGUUUCUGUUAAUUAAGACAAUUUAAUUUAUAUUUGAGUUAUAGUUGAAUAAAGUGUUGCUUUUUUAGGCCCUGGUCCAUCUAGGAUUUAAUGGUUUUGGUAAACCGAAAAUUGCAAUCGAACAUGCGCAAUAAUUGUUAUUUUUUACCUUAAACAUAAUAUAGAAUGCAAUAAUUGUUAUAUUUUACAUUAAACAUAAUGUAUAAGGCAAUGCAUGUUAUUUUUUACCUUAAACACAAUAUAGAUAGGAUUUCUACUUCAGGGAAUAGUUGAACAAACAGUAUAAAUACAGUGUGUUGCAUUAAUAGCUGGACUGGUAAUCAUACUUUCGUACUAGAUUCAACUGAGAGAUUAUUCAUGUAUCACUGAUUUAGAUGGUUUUUAUACUACUUAUAGAAAUAACAUAUUUUAAUUGAAUGUUAAAAACAAGACUUAGUUGUAUGAAGUACAUUUUUUUAUUUAUAUUACUUUUACUACCUUAUCCGUAAUGUAAUCAAAACAUCACGUUUCUUUUUACAUAAGUUAAAUAAAAUGUUUGAUAUAGAUCAUGUCAGAACUGCAUUGUUUCGAGUUUAAAUAUAUUUAUUAUUAAGAGAA